ACAAGUUAGUUAUCUUAUCUAGCAGUGAACUGGCCAAGUAAAGUAGUGGAUAUAUAGCCACUAUGGAGGACAAGGCGCUUCUCGCCGCCGUGUCCGUGUUCGCUCUUCUCGUCGUCCUGUCCAAGCUCAAGUCCCUGCUCGUCAUCACGAAGCCAAAGCUUAACCUGCCACCGGGGCCAUGGACGCUGCCGGUGAUUGGCAGCCUCCACCACCUCGGCACCAGCCCCAGCAUCCACCGCGCGAUGCGCAGGCUGGCGCAGAAGCACGGACCGCUCAUGACGCUCCGGCUGGGCGAGGUGCCAGCGUUGGUGGUGUCAUCGCCGGAGGCCACAAAGGAGAUCAUGAAGACGCACGACAUCAUGUUCGGCGACCGGCACAUGAACGCCACGAUCGCCACGCUCACCUUCAACGGCAACGACAUCGCGUUCGCGCCCUACGGCGAGCGGUGGCGCCACCUCCGCAAGAUCUGCGUGCUGGAGAUGCUCAGCGCCGCCCGGGUGCAGUCCUUCCGGCACAUCCGCGAGGAGGAGGUGGCACGGAUGAUGCAGAACCUUGCCGCGUCCGCCGGCUCCGGCGCCGCCGUCAACCUGACCAAGAUGAUUGCUCGGUUCAUCAACGACACCUUCGUGAGGGAGUCAGUCGGCAGCCGGAGCAAGUAUCAAGACGAGUACCUCGACGCCCUGGAUGCGGUCAUGCGCCUGACGUCAGGACUCAACGUCUCUGACCUCUUCCCGUCUUCGAGGCUCAUGCAGGUUCUUAGCACGGCACCGCGCAAGGCGCUCGCGUGCCGCAACAGGAUCCAGCACAUCCUCGAGCAGGUCAUACAGGACACAAAGGAAUCCAUGGACCACGGCAACGAGGUGGCGACCGGGAGCGAGGGCUUCGUCGGCGUCCUGCUAAGGCUCCAGAAGGAAAGCAGCAUGGCGAUCCCACUCGACGACAACACCAUCGUUGCAGUGAUGCUUGACAUGUUUUCAGCAGGCAGCGAGACCUCAUCCACCACGCUGAACUGGUGCAUGACAGAGCUGGUCCGGAACCCAGAGGCCAUGGCGAAAGCGCAGGCCGAGGUAAGGGAGGCCUUCAAGGGGAACAGCACGAUCGGUGAAGGCGACCUCAAGGAGCUCAGCUACCUAAAUCUGGUGAUCAAGGAAGCCCUCAGGCUGCACAUACCAGCUCCACUCCUGAUUCCUCGGAAGUGCCGCGAGACAUGCCAGGUCAUGGGCUACGACGUUCCCAAGGGCAUGGUCGUGUUCGUAAACAUGUGGGCGAUUUGCAGGAACCCCAAGUAUUGGGACAAUCCAGAGGAGUUCAAGCCAGAGCGGUUCGAAAACAGCAACCUGGACUACAAGGGAACAGACUAUGAGUUUCUCCCAUUUGGAGCUGGCCGUCGGAUUUGCCCGGGAAUCAAUCUAGGGGUGGGAAACAUUGAGCUUGCACUGGCGAGCUUUCUAUACCACUUUGACUGGAAGCUGCCUGACGGAAUAGAGCCCAAGGAUGUUGAUGUAUGCGAGGCUGCAGGAUUAGUCGGAAGUAAGAAAAUAAGCCUCGUCUUGCACCCUGUUACUCGCAUUCCUCCUGCUAAUGUGGACUGAUUAUAUUAUUUUUUUACAUGCACC
Molecule: messenger RNA, 1616 nt
Organism: Setaria italica (foxtail millet)
Lineage: Eukaryota; Viridiplantae; Streptophyta; Magnoliopsida; Poales; Poaceae
Product: ent-cassadiene C2-hydroxylase
Exons: 2
Coding region: 63-1592 (509 amino acids)
Molecular function (GO): oxidoreductase activity, acting on paired donors, with incorporation or reduction of molecular oxygen; iron ion binding; monooxygenase activity
Source: RefSeq, a predicted model, not a curated record